Molecule: messenger RNA, 3759 nt
Organism: Crotalus tigris (Tiger rattlesnake)
Lineage: Eukaryota; Metazoa; Chordata; Lepidosauria; Squamata; Viperidae
Gene: MARCKS
Product: myristoylated alanine rich protein kinase C substrate
Exons: 2
Coding region: 470-1339 (289 amino acids)
Biological process (GO): central nervous system development; actin filament organization
Cellular component (GO): actin filament bundle; plasma membrane; cytoplasm
Molecular function (GO): actin filament binding; calmodulin binding
Source: RefSeq, a predicted model, not a curated record
UGCCUGGGAAGCCCAUUCAUCUGUGCACUUGGGCGUUGGACUCCGCAUCUUAUUAGCGACCAGGGAGAUUUCUCCAUUUUCCCCUUGUCUACAGUACGGCUACAAAUCUGGGAUUUUUUUUUUUUAUUACUUCUUUUUUUUUGUACUAAACUUGGGCUUCUGAGAUUUUUGCUCGACUAUUUUCCUGCCUUUUUAUCCCCCUUUCUUCCUCUGCUGCUGUCUUUUUUUGACCUCUCCAGCUUUAUUAAAAAAAAGGAGUGCAUAUAUUUAAACAUAUUCGGCUCUCUUCUCUUUUUCCCCCCUCCUCCCCCACUGGGGUGUGUGUGUGUGCGCGCGCGCGCGCGUUUGUGUGUGUGUGUGUAUCGCUGCUCUUCAGGCUGCUGGUCGCCCAGCAUUUAUACGAACGAACCUACUGUUCUUUGUUUGCCUUCUUUUGGAUCUGCCGAGUUUCUUUGUUGACUAAACCAGCAUGGGUGCCCAGUUCUCUAAGAACGCUGCAAAAGGCGAAACUACUGCUGCUGAAAAACCCGGAGAAGCGGUAGCUGCAUCUCCUUCCAAGGCGACUGGACAGGAGAACGGCCAUGUGAAGGUGAACGGCGAUGCCUCCCCGGCAGCUGCAGAGGCUGUCAAGGAGGAAGUCCAAGCAAACGGCAGUGCGCCAGCGGAGGAGUCAGUCAAGGAAGAGCAGAGCCCAUCCGAGGCUGCUUCCGAAAAGGAGACCGCCGAAGCGGAGAGCACAGAGCCCGCCUCGCCUGUUGAAGGGGAGUCCUCCUCCAAGGCUGAGGAGGGAACAACCCCAUCUUCCAGUAAUGAGACCCCGAAAAAAAAAAAGAAGCGCUUUUCCUUCAAAAAGUCUUUUAAGCUAAGUGGCUUUUCUUUUAAAAAGAACAAAAAGGAGUCUGGGGAAGGAGCAGAGAACGAAGGUGCGGCCGCUUCAGAAGGCGGGAAAGCUGACACGGCGGCAGCAGCUGACGCGGAGCCUGUGGGCAGUGAGGAGGCCAAGUCUUCCCAGGAGGCGUCGCCUUCAGCCCCGGCCGCUGGUGGCAGCACGGAGGACGCCAAAGAGGAGACUGGGGGCUCCCAGGAAGCCCAGCUGGAAGAGACUGCCCCGGAGAAGCCUGCAGGAGAAGAAGCCAAGGCUGCUGAAGAGCAGAAGCCGGAGGAGAAACCGGAAGAGGCGCCAGCGGCUCAGGUCCCAAGUGCUACCACCGAAGCCACCUCAACUGAGCCAGAGGCAGCCAAAGCAGAGGAGCCGGCGGCGGCGGCAGCAGCAGCUCCUUCACAGGAAGCUGCCUCUGAGUCUAGUCCAGAAGCUCCACCCACCGAAUCGGCAGAGUAAAACAAGGCAGUGAAAAGAAUGGCGAUUUUGAGAUGAUUGAACUUUUCUUCCCCCCUGUUUGUUUGUUUGGAGUGGUGCCAGGUACUGGUUUUGGAGAACUUGUCUACAACCAGGGAUUGAUUUAAAAGAUGUCUCUCUCUCUCUUUCUCUCUCUCUCUCUCUCUUUUUUUCUUUCUACCCACAGAUCCCAUCUAAAUCAUUCUGUUACCACCAUUCCAACUCUGGUAGAGGAGAGACUAAAUUGCCCUCCCUUUGCCUUGCUCCUCUUUUUUUACAUCAGUAUUAAUGUUUAUUGCAUACUUCACAUCUUUAUUCAAAAUGUAAACUUUUUAUUUUUUAUUUUUUUUUAUUUGUCAGUCUAUGGACAUGCCCAUAUAUGAAGGAGAUGGAGGAGUCAAUAAGGGAUAGCAAAUGAAGUGAUAGGGGUCACAAUGGGGAAUUAGUGGUGCAGAUAAUUUGCCAAGAAAAUGUGCCACAGGAAAUAAGGGGUUUAGUCUUUUUUUAAAAAAAGAAAGUUAUUACAAUGUAUUUUGUGAGGCAGAUGUUCUAUAAGGUUUACAACACUACAAGUCUUGAUUAAGAAAGAAAAAAAAAUCCAAUACUCAGAUUAAAAAAAAAAUCAUAGUCUUAGGAAAUUCAUUUAAACCAUAGGAACUUUCACUUAUCUCAUGUUAGCUGUACCAGUCAGUGAUUAAGUAGAAAUACAAGUUGUAUAGGCUUUAUUGUUUAUUGCUGGUUUAUGACCUUAAUAAAGUGUAAUUAUGUAUUACCAGCAGGGUGUUUUUAACUGUGACUAUUGUAUAAAACAAAUCUUGAUAUCCAGAAGCACAUUAAGUUUGCAACUUUUUGCCACCCUGCCCAUUUUUUUUUUUUUUUUUGUAAAAUUGCAGUAAUCUUGGACCUUUGAAAAAAACAAAACAAAAACCACACACUAUUUUAAACUCAACCAAGCUGUGAUAAGUAGAAUGGUUACUGUUUAUACUGUGGUAUGUUUUUGAUGACAGCAGACAAUGCUUUCUUUUUCCAGUUGUCUUUGAAAAUAAAAAGAAAUUUUUUUCAGAUGCAAUGGUUUUUGUGUAGCAUCAUGUCUAUCAUGUUUUUUGUAAAUACUGGAGAAGCUUUGACCAAUUUGACUUAGAGAUGGAAUGUAACUUUGCUUACAAAAUUGCUAUUAAAUUCCUGCUUAAGGUGUUCUAAUUUUCUGUGAGCACACUAAAAGCGAAAAAAUAAAUGUGAAUAAAAUGUAGAAUUUGGCUGUGUUUCUUUUUCUGGAUACUCUUGAUAGCUUAGUUGAUUACUUGUAUUGUUUAAAUUUGUAUAAAAAAGGCACUUGUUUGCCCCUUAACAUUACUCUCAAUUUGUGUAGUAUAGAUUGCAUGGCCUCCUGGCCCUAUUAAAACCUAUAUCUGGAGACAGAAGCUUUAAGGCCUUCUAAAUAGAGGUGUGAAUUGGAUUUUAAACUAGCCAUGCCAUUGUGGACACCCAAUUGGCUAAUACUGAGUUCUGGGGAGAAACUAGAUUAAGAGACCAAACGUGUUUACAACAUGUUUGCACCAGUUGACUUCAGCUAGAAUGGGUAUGUAUGUAAUCAAAUCCUCAAGGAUCGCCUUAUAGUAUAGAUGAGUUAUUUCUUAGCUUGAGUUGACUUGACACUUUAGCUGUGGUUGUUUGGAAUAUCUUGGGACUGAACCUGAGUUUUCCAACAGGGACACCAGAAUUCAGGUGUCAAGACAGCAAAAGGUCCAAUCUUACAUGCAAGUUCUUAACCAUUUUCAACAUUAUUUCAGUGCCUAACUUUAACACAAUCUGUCUGGAAGUUUGGGCUAGAGUUAAAAAAAAAAGUGUUUGUUCUACCAAAUGAAUGAGCAAUACUUUUUGUAUAUUACUCCCAACUAUACAUUAACAAAAAUUGCUAUAUUUGUCUAUAAAAGUCACUUGGUGCUUGCCUUUAACUGUUUAAAUAUUUGGGCUAAUUUCCACCUUGCUGCUCAGGGCAAAACAAGGCCUUAAUAAAACAGUAGUAGGCUUUUGUAAAAACAAAUAAUGGAGUAUUAAUGUUGUUGGAGGAUGGAAAUUGAUUCAAAGAAGCAUUGUUCCUAGGUUUAUAGAUGAAAUUUAGUGUUAACAUUUAACUUGCUUCCCUGUGUUUUUCAACUGUAACUUGCUUUAGAAGCAAUUACACUUAUUUUAUGAGCGAGUGGCACGUUAGCACCUUGUUCCCUGAAAAACAAAAUCUGGGCUGAAUGAGGUUCAAUGGAUUCCAUUCCGAAUACAUACUCUUACUCAGCUAUUCAUUUUUUUUUUUUUUUUGGCUUGUAUAUAUACUCUGGUCACCCUGGUAUUUCUCUGUAGUGUUAGAAAUGUAUUGACUAUUAUGCUUUAAAUGGCCAUGGGAUGAAAUAAAUGGAUGUAAAAUCUUC